GCUUCUCUCUCUCUCUCUCUCACUAAGAUUUCCUAUAUAAAACACACCACACUAAUCAUUUUAAUCUCUCUCUCUCUCUCUAAUUAGUGAGUGAUUAACCCAAAAAAAGUUAAUUAAAGAAAAUAAAGAAUAAUGGGGAAAGGAAGAGCACCAUGCUGUGAUAAGAGUCAAGUAAAAAAAGGUCCAUGGAGCCCUGCUGAAGAUUUAAGGCUCAUCACUUUUAUUCAGAAACAUGGCCAUGAAAAUUGGAGGGCUCUCCCUAAACAAGCUGGGUUGCUAAGAUGCGGGAAAAGCUGUCGUUUGAGAUGGAUUAAUUACCUAAGACCAGACGUAAAGCGAGGGAAUUUCACCAAAGAAGAAGAGGACACCGUAAUUCAAUUGCACCAAACUUUGGGAAACAAGUGGUCAAAAAUUGCAACCCAUUUACCGGGCAGAACAGACAAUGAGAUCAAGAACGUAUGGAACACACAUUUAAAGAAAAGAUUAUCAUUCAAAGACGAUAAAUCUUGUAAUAGUAAAUACGAAUCUUCAACUACAACAUCUUCAUCAUCUUCUUCAUCAUGCACAAUCAUGUCUUCUGGUAAAACAAACGAUCAUCAUGCAGAUUCAGUCACCAAGAAAAAACCUAAAGAAUUGUCAACCUCAUCAACUUCAUCCAUUAACUCCAAUAUACAUAACCAGUCUAAAAACAGUGAGCCACUUUUCAACUUCACAGAGCCAUUCGGUGAAGAAAUUACAGCUGAAGAUGAGCUCGAGAUUCCGUUCGAGUCCGAUUUGGAUUUUUGGAACAUGUUAGAUGGAUUAAAUACUUCCGUAUCGAUCACGAAUAAUAAUAAUAACAAUAAUAUUGGUGAAGAAGCGUAUAAAGGUGGUGAAGUUGAUAAUAGUAAGUGGCUACGUUACUUGGAGAACGAGUUAGGGUUAGAAGAUGCAUCCAAAAAUGAUGAACCUGAGAAUUUUCAGUAUGAGAUUGAGAUUCCGAUGAAGCCAGAAGUUUAUCAUAUGUGGCCUUCUUUAUGAGAUAAUUAAUUAAAUAACCUUUAAUUUUCUAUGAAGAACAAAAAUAUUAUAAUGUAGUUUUUGUAAAAUUGACUUUGGUUUAUAGAGUUUAGUGAUAUUAUAUUAUAUAGUCCUAACUUUACAAGAACAGAUAAUUAGGUCUUUGCUGAUGUAUAUGAUGAUGAUUAUGAAUCCUUUAGAGUUUACACUAGUCAACUACUAGUAAUAUUAGAAUUAAAAUAUAUGAGAUGAUGAAUUAAUACUUCAAAGGGAUGGAUCAUGUAUUCUGUUGUUAAAUAAUAAAAAUAUGGUUUUCCAUAUUAAA
Molecule: messenger RNA, 1324 nt
Organism: Mercurialis annua (annual mercury)
Lineage: Eukaryota; Viridiplantae; Streptophyta; Magnoliopsida; Malpighiales; Euphorbiaceae
Product: transcription factor MYB63
Exons: 3
Coding region: 133-1020 (295 amino acids)
Source: RefSeq, a predicted model, not a curated record